Salvelinus namaycush (lake trout) is the source of this 2091-nucleotide messenger RNA. RefSeq names its product bone morphogenetic protein 2-like. Gene Ontology annotation, cellular component: extracellular region. NCBI's taxonomy places the organism in Eukaryota, Metazoa, Chordata, Actinopteri, Salmoniformes, Salmonidae. Gene Ontology annotation, molecular function: growth factor activity; BMP receptor binding; cytokine activity. Gene Ontology annotation, biological process: SMAD protein signal transduction; negative regulation of transcription by RNA polymerase II; BMP signaling pathway. The coding region runs from base 422 to 1702 and encodes 426 amino acids. The transcript has 3 exons. The record is from RefSeq and is a predicted model, not a curated record.
ACUGCUACAGUGUGCGGCGCACAGGAGAGAGGUGACGCUCCCCAACCCACAGACACAGAGUACAAGGAGCGACGGACAGAGUACAGUUUAAUCUUCCACGCCCGCUCUCUGCUAAACUUGAUCCUAAAGUUAGCAUUUUAAGAUGUUUAAUGGCGCUUCUUUAUUUUUACUUCGAUGGGUUCUGCCCACACAAGUCCGCUUAGAUAGAACCUAGGCAUUUUUUUUUAUUCUAUUGAUCAAGAAGUCUCCAGAUUCCCAGCUGCGGAGAUAUGUGCAAAAGAGGAGGCGAUCGGAGCAGUGCACGGACUGUAUUUCGUCCACAGAAGGAAAGCGUGGAAUAAACACGAAUUAAUGUGGAAUUUAUUGGAGCCCAAAGCUGGAAGGACGACUGGACACAGCGCUUCCGUAUCAGGGACUGACCAUGGUCGCCGUGUUUCGUUCUCUCAUCUUACUGCUGCUGGCUCAGGUGUUGCUAGGAGGUGCUGCGGGACUUAUCCCCGAGGUCGGCCGGAGGAAGUACAGCGAGUCCGGGAAGCAGAGCCCGGAGCAGUCUGAGAACUUUCUUAACGAGUUUGAGCUGCGGCUCCUCAAUAUGUUCGGACUUAAACGGAGGCCGAACCCGAGCAGGCAGGCUGUGGUGCCCCAGUACAUGGUGGACCUGUACCGUAUGCACUCGGUGAACGGAGACCACAGCACAAAACGGCCCCGGAGCAUGGGGAGACACGCAGAGAGAGCCGCCAGCAAGGCCAACACGAUUAGAAGCUUUCACCACGAAGAAUCCAUGGAGGCUCUGGCAAGUCUGAAGGGCAGGACCACCCAGCAGUUCUUCUUCAAUCUCACCUCCAUCCCUGGAGAAGAGCUCAUCACCUCUGCAGAGCUCCGGGUCUACAGGGACCAGGUCCUGGGGGCCACAGCAGCUCCCACCAGUAACACCAGUCACAACAGCAGUAACCGCUCCAGUACCAAUACCAGUACCAGUGUUGGUGGCAUCCAUCGCAUCAACGUGUACGAGGUGUUUGGAGCCCCUGCAUCUCCCCGUGGGGAACCCCUGACGCGCCUCCUGGACACUCGGCUGGUGCAGGAUUCUCUGAGCCGCUGGGAAAGCUUCGACGUCAGCCCCGCCGUGUCCCAGUGGUCCUCCGGGAGGAGCCACAACCACGGAUUCAUGGUGGAGGUGUUCCACCCAGACACCCAGGGGGGCGAGGAGGCCCAGAGACAGAGCAGGCACGUCAGGGUGAGCCGCUCCCUCCACGAGGACCAGGACUCAUGGCCCCAGGCUCGACCCCUGCUGGUGACCUACAGUCAUGACGGGCGGGGGAACGCGGUGCUGCACAGGGACAAGAGACAGGCAGCAGGCCACAGGAAACAGAGGAGGAAGCAUCAACACAAGGCCAACUGCCACAGACACGAACUCGACGUGGACUUCAGCGAAGUGGGCUGGAACGAGUGGAUAGUGGCGCCCCCUGGCUACCAUGCCUUCUACUGCCACGGGGUAUGUCCCUUCCCAUUGGCCGACCACCUCAACUCUACCAACCACGCCAUCGUUCAGACUCUGGUCAACUCUGUGAACUCCAACAUCCCCCGGGCGUGCUGCGUGCCCACAGAGCUCAGCCCCAUAUCUCUGCUCUAUCUGGAUGAGUAUGAGAAGGUCAUCCUCAAAAACUACCAGGAUAUGGUGGUGGAGGGAUGUGGCUGCCGUUGAGACAUACAGAGAGAGAGAGAGAAAGAGAGAGGGAUGGGAUAAAGGGAUGGAGACUGAGAAAGACAUAGAGUGUGAGGUUAUAUGGACACCCGGUUUCUCAAUGAAAAUGUUUUAUUUAUAUGAAAGAAAAGACACAAGCAGAGAUAUUUUGGGAGAAGAAGAAAAAAAGAACUAUAUAUGAAUAUAUUUAUGUCUAGUUAAAGUUGGGAAAAAUAAAUAUUUUACUCGGAGGAAUAAUCCUUUACUGGUUUUGAAAAUGUAUAUCUGAUGUACAUUUCGAAUUGGGUGCAAUACCACAUGAAGUAUAAUGCUCAGAUUUUUAUUUUGUAUUUAUUUCUAUUGUAACCACUUUAUUUGUAAAUAAAUCAUGUGUAUUUAUCGUGAGAAAA